ACUUAUAUUUUCAAUUUUGAAUUUUAAUCAUUUUUAGCUCUACUGGCCAAAGGCCAGAAGAGCUUAUGCGAUGGUAAUGUGUAUGUAGUAUGUGCAUCCGUGCGUCCGUGCGGUCGUGCGUUCGUGCGUCUGUAAACAAUUGCUUGUGAACACGAUACAGUCUUCAGUUUUGAUUGUAUCUCGAUGAAACUUGUACAGUAUUUAGAUAUCCAUUAGAGCUGGGUUCCUUUCGAAAACCAGCCAGAUCCGCCCAUGCAUGCCUAGAUUAUGGCCCUUGAUAGUAUAAAAAAAUGCUAUUGUGUAAACAAUUGGUUGUAAACAAUUGGUUGUGAACACGAUACAGUCUUCAGUUUUUAUUGUAUCUCAAUGAAACUUUUACAGUAUCUAGAUAUCCAUUAGAGCUCGGUUCCUUUCAAAAACCAGCCAGAUCCGCCCAUGAAUGCCUAGAUUAUGGGCCAUGAAAGUUUUAAAGAAAUGCUCUCUAUUUUUAGCCAGGUCUGCAUGAGCGAAUUUUAUUUUUAGCCAAGUUUACAUGUACAUGUAAAUUCAAGUCUAGAGUUAAGGGAGACAAUUUGCAAGUCUAGGAUUUUGAGAGACAAUUUGCUUUUUGCUUCUGCAGCUGAUUUUGUCAAUUACUCUGCCUUGUUCUUGUUGAAAGCCCAAAGGCCAUUUUUUAGCUUUAAGUUCUGUAGUUUGCGCAUUCAUCUUAACAAAAUUGGUUGUGAAUGUUUAAGUUAUGCACCUGGUGUCAUUACUGGCCACACCCAGGGUUCACAGGUUUGGUAAACAUAAAUCUGGAAAGGUUUGAAAAUCUUUUUGUGUGUUCGUGCAUCCAUCUCAGCACAAUUGAUUGUGAAUGUUUGUUCAAAUUGAUCAAUGUUGUCCUAGGAUGCCCUUGACUUUGACCUUUUGACCAACUUUUUUUAACUUUUAAAACUACAGAAAUUUUUACUAUGAGUACAGUUUUGAAAGCAUUUUUUUUUUGUCAGAUGACUUUUACUUGGCACAUAUUAAAAUAGUUCAUGGAACUAAUCUGCUUACAAUACUUUCUGGGCUCAGAUGUUGAACGUGCUACGUUUUCAGGUAAGCCAAACACAAAACAUAAACCAUAUGUCUGUUGCCUUUUACCCAUACAUACAUGCUCUGGAUUGAUAUGACCACAAAGUAGAGCAUAGGCCCUUUUGGGCCUCUUGUUUAUUUAAGUAAUUGAUAAGAAAAAAUGUUUAUAAUAUGUAUAGGUUAGAGUUUAUUAAGUAAUUUCAUUGUAAAUAUUAUAAAUAAUAUUAUAUCAAUAAGUAACCUAAGGAAGCGGAGCGCAGCACAGCGACCAUGGUUUCUUAUUCACAAUGACAUUACUAAAUAAAUUUUAACUGACUUAGUGUUAGCCCCUUCCAAAUUGCAUCAGCUUUAAAAUAAAUCUGUGCGCCUGUCAAAAAGACCUGUCAAUCAAUGGAAGAUAUUGAGACGUCAUUUAAAUCAGCGUUGACACGAAAAUGAGCCUUUGCACAGGCCAACUGUAGGCGUUGCUAUAUGUGCAUGUGCAGUUAUAGGAAUUUACUUUAUCAUGAAGAGCCAUCUUCAGAAAUAAGUAAUGAUUCUUAACAAUUAAGAAACAAAACAUUUAAAAAAUCUAGUGCCCCUGAUUGGCUGACAAUGCAGGGCAAGCACUAAGUACACAUUGUGUAAGGUGUGUCCCUUUAACAUGGGAGUUGUUGAGAUAAAUGGCGAAGCAAGGCUGGAAAGUUAAAUGUUCACUCAGAUGCGCAAUCAAAUUGUAUAGAUAGACUUGGUCCUUUUUCUAAGGAUAGAAAUUUUAAAAUGAAGGAUACGUUGAUACCACUUAAAGGAAACAUUUUUUUGAGGGACCCUUCCCCUAAGCCAAAGCCAUAUUCUCCUCAAAAGACCGAGCGCAUAUUACGUAACCCUGUCACAUUAAGUGGAGGCAGCAGCAGCGGCAGCAACUAUGGCAGCACCGACAGCACCACCUCUGCCGUCAUCAGCAGAUACAAAUACUACAGCAGACUUGCACCACAUAGUGACAGCUCAUUUGUUAUGCCCCAUCAUGUGGUACCCAGCGUGUUCCUUAUCAGCAACAUAAAAAAGACUAGUGGUUCCCAGCCUAGCUGGGUCACGGUGUUUUCUCUGUGGAACACUAUGAUGGGAACGUCACUGCUCAGUAUGCCCUGGGCAAUUAACCAGGCUGGUUUUGCAGCAGGGAUUGCCUUCUUGCUGUUCAUGGCAGGGAUCAUGUUAUACACCAGCUACAGAAUACUCGACUCUGUUAAGGGCCUCAAGUCAACAUCAGAGGUCAUAGAGUUUUCGGACGUAUGUCGGGAGUAUCUGGGUCGAUGGGGGGAGUGGGUGGCUUGGGUGUCGUCUCUUCUCACUCUCCUUGGCGGCAUGAUUGUGUACUGGAUCCUUAUCUCCAACUUCCUCUACAACAUCGUCACAUUUAUAUAUCACCAUGCUAAGGGAGAUGAUACAGUCGCAUCAGGAAGCACAGAUCCAUUCUGCCCAUCAGACGACACCAACACCACAAAUACCACUGAUCAUACCCAUGAUGUUACAUUCAACAAGAUCUGGGAUGAACAGAAGACCGUUCCUUUUAUACUUAUCCUCAUCAUUAUGCCACUCAUUAACUUCAAAUCUCCAACUUUCUUCACGAAAUUUAAUGCUCUAGGGACUAUAUCUGUCACGUACCUCGUGUGUUUUGCUAUGAAGAAUGCAAUCAGCUGGGGAAUACACCUCGACUUUCAUGACACUGCCAGUCCUAGUUAUGUUUAUGAAUUCAAGUCCUCCUUCCCAGCAUUAACUGGAGUCGCUGCUCUUGCAUUUUUUGUGCAGAACUGUGUUCUGUCAAUAACAAGAGCCCAAAAAUACCCCGAAAAUAAUGUGCGUGACCUCAUACUUGCCUAUGUGUUGGUGGCUAUCACUUAUGUAUACAUGGGGGUGAUUGUCUACAUCACCUUCACAAUCGACAAAAACUGUAUCCAGGAUAACUUCCUCAACAACCUCAAGGACACAAAUGUGAUGGCAUUUGUCGCUCGUAUUGGCCUGUUUUUCCAGAUGAUCUGUGUCUUCCCGCUGCUUGUCUACAUCUUCAGACUUCAGUUCAUGAACACUUUGUUUGGAACUAUUUGGCCAGGGUUGAAACAAGUGUUCUCUCUCAAUGCUGUACUGCUAGUGAUCUGUAUACUGUUUGCAGUCUUUAUGCCUACCAUCGGCAAGAUCAUAGGGUUCGUUGGAGCUCUGUGUGGGUUUUCGUACGCCAUGGCCCUGCCCUGUCUGGUCUACAUGAAGAUUCGCCAAAAGAAAGGGACCCUUACCAAGCCAGUUAUUUUUGUACAUGUUGCAAUCAUAGUGUUGGGCUUUGCAAACUUCGUAGGCCAGUUUCUUAUACUCUGAUCACUCAGUGUUAGUGCAUUUACAUGGAGGGAGGGUAAAAAGCAAAAUGGUUCUAAGAGGGAUUGAAUAAAGACGGAAGAUGGAGCCUUUUUGCUUUCAUUCUUGACAUUGACUGUAGUCAUGAGAUUAAGCUAACUAACACGUUUUCAUUUCAUAUGCCUGUAUGUUGCAUCAAGCAUCUAGUCGAGAGAUUGUAAAACACCACAUGCACGUGUACUUGUACAUGUACAUGUUGCUUCUUGUACAUGUACUUGUAGGUGAAGUGUCUUGUACGUGUAGCUAUGUGUAAAUGUAAAAGUUGUCAUUAGCAAAAUCUCUCUUUCAACUUGUGCAUGAAGAUUCACAUAUAUCACUUUCCUUGUACAUUUGUUCAGGUCUUUGAACCCAUUUUAUGCCUGGAUGAAGUAAUGCACAAGAAGUCCAUACUCACACGUUUGCCAGACAAGUGAUGUUCCCCACCAACUCUAUUGUUAAAUGUAAAGCUUUGUUUAUUUGCUGCUAUUUUAGGCAACAACACUGCUUACUUUUGCAAGUUUAUGCUAUACACCUGUAUAUAUUAGAUCAUUAAGAAAAUAGGUACAUGUAUACUUUGUUUAUAACUUGGUAAACCUGGUAUGAAGUUUUUGACAUCUCUUCAUAUUUGCUAAAACUAUAAAUUAAGGCAUUGUUUUAAAGAUUCUGCAAGUUGAAUAGACAAAAUGCAUUGGUUUUUUGUUUAAAAAAGCUAUAAAAUUACCUACAGGUUUAGCAAUGCUAACUAGAAUUGUAAGUUAUCAUAGAUUUUUUUUGCCUUUUUAACAUCAGCAAAAUGACACCAACAACAUUACAAAAUGAUGUUAUCUUAACAUGCUGGGCUUAAUAUGCAAACAUAUAAAAAAAAUUGAAAAGGAACUGUAUGAUUGGUUUAAUUAUGCAACGGUUAUGAUGUGAAGUAAUACCUAACUCAGUAGUCAAAAUCUUAUUUAAAAAUAAAGAAAAAAACUAUAUUUACUUUAAAGCUGAAAUAUUAUUUAUUUUGGCACAUAUGAAAACAACAUUUGACAUGAGGUUGGGCCGUGUUGCUCUUCCACAACUAUUUAAAUAUAUUUCUACAUCAAGCAAAAUAAUAGUAAUUAAAAGAAAAUUUACAUAUAAAGAGAAAAGGCUCUGACAUUUCUGUACUAUGUAUAGAUAUAAUUUAAACCUCCAUGAAAAGUUUCAUGUACAGUGUCUACAUAUUUUUGAAUGGCUCAAGAUUAGAAGAGUAGAAUUGUGAUAAAAAAUAUAUAUGUUUAUUGAAAUUAUGGCUUGUGUGAUUUUCAUGUUACAGAUCAUCUUGUUGACACAUUACUCUUCAGACUUUGUAUUUCUAGUCUUGCUCACUGAAACAAAGCCAGUUUCUGUUGUGUCAAACGCAAUUCCUGUUAUUUCAUUUUGCGAUAUACAAAGCCAGUUUCUCUUAUUUUUUAUUUUGACAAGUUCAAAGCCAGUUUCUGUAAUUCCAUUUUGUCGGAAUCAUAAACAAGCAGCAUGAAAUCAUUCUUGUAAACGUCUGCUGUUCAAUUUUUCAUGAAAUGCCAUGUUGUCAUAUUCAUACUAGUGGAAGGACAUUUGCUAUUUAGUCUUUGUAAAUUUGCAGAAAUGAAGAAGUGAACGAUGUUUUUUACAAAUUGUCUUCUGAUCAAAAUGCACAAAAUAAUGUAUGUGAUAAUAUAUGCACCAUAAUGUUGCACAUGUUUAUGAUAUAUUCUUGUAUACACAGGAUUUUUCCCUCAUACUCAUUCUAAUUAUUUGAUUUCAUUGUGCUAAACGUUGUUAUAAAAAAUUAUAUUUUGAUUUUCUGUAUGCUCUUUAGUUUUCAUAUUGUUUCAUUUAUUAUGAUUACAUGACGUGAAAUGUGUUAGAGCAAGUUAUAAAAUGAAACUUUGUUAAAUAUAUAUUGUAUUCUGUUUAAACUUAUUAUAAAUAGGAAUAAUCCUCAAUUAGAAAUAAUACUUUUAAAGGUUGUAUACAAAUAUAUGUGAUUACAAUAUGUUGUUCAAUGUAUAUUUAAACCUAUUAUUUAUUAAAAGUAUGA
Messenger RNA from Mya arenaria, 5461 nucleotides. Its product is annotated as sodium-coupled neutral amino acid transporter 9-like. The record is from RefSeq and is a predicted model, not a curated record. The transcript has 14 exons. The coding region runs from base 1819 to 3405 and encodes 528 amino acids. Gene Ontology annotation, biological process: amino acid transmembrane transport. Gene Ontology annotation, molecular function: amino acid transmembrane transporter activity. NCBI's taxonomy places the organism in Eukaryota, Metazoa, Mollusca, Bivalvia, Myida, Myidae.